Messenger RNA from Macrobrachium nipponense, 2598 nucleotides. Its product is annotated as sialidase-like. Bases 103 to 2598 code for a protein of 831 amino acids. Lineage: Eukaryota; Metazoa; Arthropoda; Malacostraca; Decapoda; Palaemonidae. The transcript is spliced from 2 exons. The record is from RefSeq and is a predicted model, not a curated record.
CUCAAGGGAAGAAAGAGCAGUGUUCACUGGAUUCUGUUGGGGGUGCAAAAGCUCAUCUCUUCAUCUGGAGGAAAAUUGCAAAAGGACUGAAAGAUUGCAGUCAUGGGCUGGAGGCCUGCGUCAGCGCUGGUCGCAGUUGGGCUUUUAGUGCAAAUUUUUGGCUCUGAAGCUCAGGCUAUAACUGACAGUCGAGAAUGUCGGUUCUGCCCUGAAACUUGCUUGUCGGUGCCCCGGAGCGACGGGUCUUGUCCAAUAUGCAUUUGCAAUGGAGCAGCACUCCCGGACUGCCCAGAGCUCCCGGACUUCUGCCCAAGAAACUGUGUCCUACGGCGCAACAAUGAGGGCUGCAACCAGUGUGCCUGCAUGAGAGAAAACCCCAUCAUAUGCCCACCUUUACCACCAUGUCCAGAGGAAUGCCAGCAAAUUAUGGAUGAAGACGGUUGUCCGAGGUGCAUCUGCGAUGCCCCUCCCCGUACCUGUCCGGCUAUCACUUGCCCCGAAGGAUGCACAGAGGAGCUGGGAUCAGAUGGCUGUAUUAGUUGUCGAUGCCAGCGUACAGAGAUCUGCCCAGCCAUGCAACCCUGUCUCCGAGGCUGCAUAGAAAAUGAUCCUGAUAGUGGCUGCUUUUUUUGCAACUGUACUCUAAUCUCUGAAGAUCCUGUAAUUUCACCUGGUGAGAACCGACGAGGUAUCGGGCCAUUUGGUCCUAGACCUUCCGAUGUUGGUCCAGUUAUAGGAAACAAUCCCAUGCCUUCUAUUCCAACUGAUCGGUGUCGAAAUGAACGCCUCUUUUGUCCAGCAGACUGCCGUAUAGUAGUUGCUGCUCAUGGAUGUCGAGAAUGUAUGUGCGGAGAAGAUGCUUACUUAUGUCCAGGAGUUCCAAGGUGUUCAAACCGCUGUUUGUUUUUAAGUCCUCAAGAUAAGUGCUGCCGUUGUGACUGCAGGGGUCCCGGACCAAUCAAUGGGGUUCUGACAAUUACAGUACUGAGAGUGCCACCAUUCAAGCCUGGUCGCCCUUUUAUACCCUUUGGAACAUUUGGACCAGACAUCGACUUUGAUGAAAUUCCAUUUUUGCCCCCUUUUUCUCCCAGAGAACCUGAAAAUAAUUGUACAGUGGAUCCUUCUACAUGUAAUCCAGCUUGCAGAGUAAUAACAGACUCUGAUGGGUGCCCACAAUGUGACUGUCCUGGAGACCUAUGUCCUCGCAUUAGAUGUCCACUAAAGUGUGUGACAGAGUUUGCACCUAAUGGUUGCCCUAUUUGCAAUUGUCGACAGGGACCUACCCCAAUAAACCCCGAUUCUGAGACCAUUGGUCCAGCUGGUCCAGUCCUACCUGAGCAACCUAACUAUCCUGGUAUUCCACUGAUACCAACUGAUCCUGUUGGACCAACAAAUCCAAGCCCUCCAGUGGUACCUAAUGAACGUAAUGACCCUCUUGAUAACCCACUAACGCAAUCUGAGCCUAUCAACCCCUCUGGUAUACCACUUUCGCCUGGUGAUCCUAUGAUGCCAAUGGAACCAGUAAGGCCUGCUAAUCCCAUGAUGCCGAUGGAACCAGAUAAUCCUAUGAUACCAAAAGAGCAAGCAAGACCUGGUAAUCCUAUGAUGCUAGCAGAUCCAGCUGAACCUGGUAUUCCUCUGACGCCAGCAGAUCUCGCAGGACCUGGUAUUCCUCUAGUGCCAGCAGCUUCAGCAGGACCUGGUAUUCCUUUGGUGCCAGCAGAUCAAGCAGGACCCGGUAUUCCUCUGAUACCAGUAGAGCCAUUACAACCUGUUGAUCCUAUGAUACAAACACAGCCAAAUGACCCACGUAACCCUAUGAAUCCAGUGGUUCCAGGAGGGCCUGCUACUACUAUGAUGCCUAUGCAGCCAGAAAAACCUGGUAAUCCUAUGAAUCCAAAAGAGCCACAAGGAACUGGUAAUGUUAUGACACCAAUGGUUCCAGGAGAACCUACUAAUACUACAAUGUCCACGGAUCCAAAGGGAUCUAGUAAUCCUUUGACGCCCAUGAAACCAAGAGAACCCAUGAAUUCUCUGACUCCAGUUGAACCAAAUCUACCAUCUAAUACCGCUGGCACGCCAUCGCUAUCACCUGGGCCUGAGAACUCUGAAAUCCCUGAUGAGGCUGAUGCUUCUGCCACCCCUGUCAGCCCAACUCUGCCAUCUGAUGACGUUUCCCCUGAUAUUUCCACCACUCCAGACGACCCUGCAGUUUCCACUGAGCCAAAUACACCAGCACCUACAGAACAGCCACUGGAUGCUGCCUUACCAGGAGAAACUGUUAAUCCUCCUCCAUCAAAAAGGCCAAACAAUCAAUCUGUACCUGAAAUUCCAAAUGAUACUGAAAGCUUUUUUGAAUCUACUUUACGGACCUCAGCUGGUAUGAUACCAUCAGCCAGUUCCAUGAGAAUACACCCAACAGGAAGGUCAAAUUUACAAAUGGAGCGGGUACGACACACAGCAUCCAUAAAGAAAAUAAGUUCCAAUGAACAUGAAAAUGAAAAUACUUUAUCACAGUUGCCGAUCCUCAGCAAAACGAUGUCGACCCUGGUCUUUUGGUUUCCCCUUAAAAAAUAUUUUGGCAGGUGUUCUACUUAG